This is a messenger RNA of Cyprinus carpio (common carp), 2671 nucleotides long. RefSeq names its product protein phosphatase 1, regulatory subunit 3Cb (gene ppp1r3cb). Gene Ontology annotation, cellular component: protein phosphatase type 1 complex. Gene Ontology annotation, molecular function: protein phosphatase 1 binding; glycogen binding. Gene Ontology annotation, biological process: regulation of glycogen biosynthetic process. The record is from RefSeq and is a predicted model, not a curated record. Lineage: Eukaryota; Metazoa; Chordata; Actinopteri; Cypriniformes; Cyprinidae.
AGGCUUGAUGUACCGGCUGAACGCUCUUGACUUUUGCAGUACAGCUGAACCGCGAGGGGGGCGCGCUGCAGCAAACGACGGGUCGUCAGCGGGUUUUUAGUUAUGGUGGUCGACACGUUGUUAAAUUAAGUUUAAAAGCACGUAGGGGAAAAACUGUAAUUGUUAAUCUAUACCAGAGCAAACUGUGUCUGCCGUUUUGGAAACAAACCUCGGGUUUCAAUGAAUUGCACCAGGGUUCUGCAGAUACUGAACCCCAGGCCAAUGCCAAGUCCAAUUAUGCCUGUGGAUGUGGCAAUGAGAAUUUGUCUGGCACACUCGCCGCCUCUUCGCAGUUUCCUCAGUUCAUAUAAGGACUGCAAGUCCAGGAGCCUAGUCAACCAAUACAAACCUCUGAGAUCCUGCAUCAGCUCCAAAACAGAUGUGGAAACUGAUAAUCUAGGAUGGAAGAGUCCCGACACCAAAGCUAAAAAGAAAGUGGUUUUUGCUGACUCCAAAGGCAUGUCUCUGACAGCAGUCCAUGUGUUCAAGGAAUUUGAAGAAGACCCCAUGUUAGACCUACAGUUUGAAUUAUCAGACCUGGAGGAUGCCAUUGUGGGCCUGAAAGCGGAGAAGGAGAAAAAAUGGAUUCUGGAUUUCCCUCAGCCUGCUGCAGACUAUUUGGACUUCCGGAACCAUCUAAAGAAGAACCUGGUAUGCUUGGAAAACUGUAUAAUUCAAGAGAGAUCACUCACUGGCACAGUCAAAGUAAGCAAUAUAAGCUUUGAGAAAAUGGUCUAUGUGCGAAUAACAUUUGAGUCAUGGAAAAGCUAUGUUGACAUUCCUUGUACAUACAUGAAUAAUGUUUAUGGAUGCGAGGACGUUGACACAUUCUCAUUUUCUAUCGACCUUCCAAGUUAUGUGCCCCCACACGAGCAGGUGGAGUUCUGUAUAUCUUACAAAACUCAAGAUGCCACAUACUGGGACAAUAAUGAUGGGAAAAAUUACAAGCUGGUACAUGCAGAGAACAACCCCAGCCAGACCAGUGUAAUCCAAAAGAUGACAACAGAUUUCAAGAAUCAAGGCAAACGGCCAGAGAUGGAAUUUGAUGAAUUUGGGAGCCCAAGAACAUCUAAUGGAUUCUUCCCCGAGUGGCAGAGCUGGGGUCAUAUUGAGAACAACACUCCUUACUGGUGACAGUUAAAGACUCCCGAUAAACUAGAAGUAAAUGCUAUAACAAGGACAAAUGCAAAUGGUUUCAGAAUUGACUUUUGAAAAGUCUGAAGAUUAGAAAUGAGCAAUGAUGUCCUCAAAAGUAAACCCUUUUGGCCAUGUGUGUCUUUGAUACUGUCCAAAUGAAUUCAGUGUUGGUGUAUGUUUUUGAGAUACAGAUUUAGCUUAAUACGAGAUGUCUGGGCUCUGAAAUUAUGCAAAGUUAACCAUAAUGGCAGUUACUCAUAAAGAAAAAUGUUGGUUUAUGUUAUUUUCAAAUUUUGUAGCACACUACAUACAAUAUUUUGUAGAUCUGACAUGGGAUAAACCAAUAAUUUUCAUAACAUAGAUGCCUUCCUUUUCUGUUAUUCUGUGAAAAAACUGUAAUACAAUGGUAUUGUUUUGGAUAUCUUUCCAAAUGUCCUUGUAUGAAGUGAACAACUAGCACUUGCUCUGAAAUAGAUUCUUCAGUGUACUAUUUUGUUACCUUGAAGUGUAAUAAUUUUGUUACUCCAUCUAAAGUCACUGUAUUUUGGGAAUCCUACUUCUGAAAUUAACUUGACGUUAAUAUGAAAUAAUUUAAGUCAUGUUUAAAGAGAUAGUUCACCAAAAAUGAGAGCUCUGUAAUUUACUCAGCCUUCGAGACAUGUUAUUUAAUUGUAUGGACAAAAUAGUUCCACUGAAGAAAAAGUUUAAAACCACAUGAGGAUGAGUAAACAAUGACAGAAAUUUCAAUUUUGGGUUAAUUGUCCCUUUUAGAGCAGAUGGACCUGCACUGAAUAAAAUGUGUGUAAUUUUCAGAAUAUGGAAUAAUCUGGUACAAUAUGAGAUUGCUUCAUAUUGAAGUUUUGCAACUCAUUUUAUAGUACCAGUUUAUCUGUCACUUUAUAGUGAAUGCACUAAGCGUAACACAUUAUAAGGGAGUCCAUGAGAGAUAAUAAUGCCCAUUAAGUGCUAAAUCCCUGUUGUUGCACUUCAGAUUUUUGCCUAUGUCUGUUCUACUUUUUUAAAGCUGCACUUUCCUAAAACAAUAUCUUUCCUACAGCAUUUUUGCUGCUAUGGUACUGUGCGUGGUUGUGUGUGCUGCAUUGUGACUGAUGACCGGUGGUGAAUGGAAACUCUCUAGAGUUAUUUGGAGGAUAGAAGAUGAUAACUUUAAUUUUGUAUGUAACUUUAAGAAGGUAGUAGUAAGUCAGGAAGCUUUGCUAAGGUGAAGGAUAAUAUUGAAUGAGACUGUUUUUCCCCUUUCUGCUGCAAUAGUAAAACAGGUUGAGGCCUUAAACAAAGGUGAUUGUGGACUCUGAUGAACUGCGAGCUGCUGUAAUUUCUUAGAGGGAUCAUGUAGGUUGAAUGUAAAAAGGGGCCUACACAAGCCACAGUGUAUGCCUACAUAUUUUUCUACUGCAAAGAAAGAUGUUUGUUUGAAAGAAUGUUGUACUAUACUCCAUGUUCCUGUUAGAAAUAAAACCUAAUGUUUCUAUGA